Molecule: messenger RNA, 1996 nt
Organism: Durio zibethinus
Lineage: Eukaryota; Viridiplantae; Streptophyta; Magnoliopsida; Malvales; Malvaceae
Source: RefSeq, a predicted model, not a curated record
CUUUAAUGCAGGAAAAAGAGUUGAAAGGUUCCAUGUUUCAACUUUUACUGAAUGUCCCAUUUGAGGUUCAAUCUUCCUUGUUUCCCUAUUUACAUGCUUUGUUUGAACUUCUCUCUAAUUAUAUCGGUUUUAGAAAUUACUUUUACAUAAAAGUACUUUUAUGUAAAUCCAUUGAGGUGAAGCUCUUAGUCUCACAUAUAUUAUUGCAUUCAAGGCCGAGCCAUCUUAUGGCGAAAGCAUUAUCACCAUUGAAGAUGAUGAGUGGAGUGACUCUUACAGAACCUGUUGAAAAUUUGGGCUUGAUUGGCUACAAUUAAGAUUUGGACCGAACCUAUUUGAUAAUAUUAAUGAUAUUGCUUGUUUUCUAGUUUUUGGAGCCCAUUUGAGAGAAACAAGAUUCUCGGAUUCGAGUCUCGGAUUAUGUUUGACUUUCCCCAAGUCCCAACACCUGCAGCUGGAACCACCUUGUAAGAGAAAAAAUCUGCCACAUUCGUCAGUUAAGGAGACAGAGAGAUUCACAAAGCCAACUUCCCUUCUCCUUUGGAUUCCGUCUUGAACGCCAUUGGAUUCGGACGAGUUACCCUGAAAGUCUCUUAGACUGAAAGAAACCCACAGCCAAAAAAACCCAUGGAUUCCCUGUCGUCAGUCUCUCCAUAUAUAGUUCUUCCUCCAAGCAACCUUUUGCCCACGCAACGGCAUGGUCUUCAAGUCGCUGUCUUUUCCUUCGCCACGAAUAGCCGUCUUCCUCGCUUGUCGUCUUCUUCUAAAGGGAGAUUGAGUCGAGUUGUAGAUUGUAAAUGCAAAUUUAACGGUGGGGAAGCGAGAGCAGAUCAUGAUGGUAAUGAUGAUGAUGAUGAUGAUAUUGUUGUUGAUGAUGAGAAAGAGGAGGUUGAAAGGGCGCUUCAUUUGGACGGUACGAUUCCAACUACUUCCGGCGAGUUUCUAAAACGGGUUUCGUCUCGGGCGUAUGAUAUGCGGAGGCAUUUGCAGCAAACUUUUGAUAGUAGCAGCUAUGAUGUGCUGGAGGCAAAUCCAUGGAGAGAUCCUUCAAAACCUGUAUAUGUACUAACUCACAAGGAAAACCAGUUGUGCACAAUGAAGACUCGAAGAAACCGCAGUGAAGUUGAAAGGGAACUUGGAUUAUUGUUUUCUAAAGGAGCAAAGUGGAGUUCUGGAAUUGGAAACAAAACUAAACAGCCUAGAUCUGGUUUCAAGUUUCAGAUGCUUGUGGAGGAUGUUAGGGAAGGAGUGCUUGUAUUUGAAGACGAGAGUGAAGCAGCAAAAUAUUGUGACUUAAUGCAGGGAGGAGGCCAAGGAUGUGAAGGUGUUGCAGAAAUUGAAGCCUCAUCAGUAUUUGAUCUUUGCCGGAAGAUGAGGGCUCUGGCGUUCCUCUUCCGCCGGGGGAGAACACCUCCUCUACCUAGUCUCGAGCUCAACUUGAGAGCCCGUAAGCGAUCCCUUGAAGACCACGAGGACUUGAUAUGAAGUCAGUCAAGAGUAAAUGUAUGAGAAACUGUGAUAUCAAGCCAAAGAUCAAAACCAUACAGGAAUAUCAUAUUAUAAGUUAAGCAUUUGAUUCUACCUAAAGUUUAUGUAUGUUUCGUUCAUAAAGCAAGUUAAAAGAAAAAUUGAUUCGAUAUUUUAUAAAUAUAUAUAAAAUAUAAAAAUUAUUGUAUCAUAAUUUUUAUUAAUGGAUAAAUUAAUCACUAAUAAAUGCUAAGGAUAAAAUCAGGAUUUUUGCCCACACUUUUGACUCAAGCAUCAUUCAAACUUAUUUACUGAGAAUUGUCCACUUGUCAUAUAAAACGACCCCCGAAAAUGCUGAAAACGGUUUUCUUUUUUUUUUUUUAAGUCUAGAAAUAGAUUAAAGAAAGCACAUCUUAAAGUCAAAGUCAGAACAAGUCGAACACAAAAGGGAGUAAGAAGCCUAUAGAUAUGCCGACGCCGCCGCACCGCCUCAAGGGGUAACUCCCUCCCCUCAUCGUCUUCCCCAGUG